AUGUCGUCAGGGCUGGCCUCCGACGAAGUCGCCGAGGACUACAAAAAUUCCUUGGAAGAUUUAACCACAAAUGACAGGUUCCAGAUCAGCAAUUUGACAGUCAUCGCCAAAGAGAACACAGAGCAUGCAAUGGCUAUCUCCCGAGUGCUGGAGAAUCACAUCCGAACAACACCGCCGGCUCAGAAGUUGCCCGCCUUGUAUGUAGUCGACUCAAUUGUUAAGAAUGUAGGGACUCCCUAUACUCUUUUCCUCGGUCGCAAUAUGUAUCAGACUUUCAUGAAUGCCUAUACUUUGGUCGACUCCCAGACACGCAGAAAACUGGACGAGAUGCUCAAAACAUGGAAGGAGCCCGUCCCCGGGUCGUUGGACACAAGGCCUGUCUUCCCUCCAGAGAUCACUCGCAGUAUCGAAAAUGCGCUCAUAAAGGCGAGAACGGCUGCCCUUCAACAGCAGCAGGCAAGAGGCCAACAAGAGAUUCUCAGCCGAGGCCGAGUUGGGACUCCUCCGGGCUGGACAAGCAGUUCAACGCCCCAAAAUAUGCGAUAUCCGCCUUCUGCGAAUUCAACUCCACCUAUGCCCUACCAGAGAAACGGCUCCGGGCAUGGCUAUCAAUCGGUAGGCUCCAUGACGCGGUCAACUCCAAGUCCCCAGUCUCAACAACCCACGAAUGUCGACCUGUCAGCCUUGAACCAGGAUAUCGAAUCAUUAAUAACGGCAGCUCGAAGCGAUUUUGCCAACAACCCUCUAGAUCCAUCUGUACAACAGCGUCUGAAGGCACUUUUGGACCUUCAGGGGAUCUUGCAGCGUCAAGAACUAACCCAAGACCAGCUGCGACUUGUCCGUGAUCAGGUUUCGGCGCUUGCGCCGAAGCCUGCUAUACCGGUUUCUUCAAAUAUUCCCCCAAGUAUCCCAAAUAUUCCAACCCCAAACAUGGCCACCCCGCCUACUCAAACUCUAUCACAGCCUUUGCAGCAGCUUUUAAACCCCGGAACGCUUGCUGAGUUGAUCAAGUCCACCGCUGCGCGUCAGCAACCCACCCCACCACCUCAAGCUACCAGCAUCUUGCCGCAAGUCCCAACAAACAACAAUACGCCCCAAUCGGCUAGCACUUCAGCUCCGGAUAACCCACUCGUCGCCGCUCUCAAAGUUCGAGGCUUGUUACCUGCUGUUUCUGCGUCUCCAGCCCCUUCGGUUGCUCCACCAUCAGGCGUUCCCUCUGCCUUUCCACUUAUUGUGCCUGGCCCAGCGCGAUAUGCUCCUCCAGUAACCAACCCCCAAGCGUUACAUGCCUCAGACAUUCAAUUUAAUGUUCAGAUGAACACAGCGUCCAUAAAGAUACCACGGCAUGCCUUGAUUUCUAGCCUCUAUGAAACAAGAUCGAAUCGAUGUGGAACAUGUGGUCGCCGGUUCUUAGCAAAUGAAGAAGGAAAGGAAAAGAAGGCACGCCAUCUAGACUGGCAUUUCCGCACCAACCAGCGAAUGGCCGAUGCCGCUAAGCGGGCUCAGAACCGCAGUUGGUAUGUUGAUGAACGGGAUUGGAUAAAAUCCCGAGAGACCGGCGAUGUCCAGGGUCUUGUUGACCCGGGUACGGCUAGUGAAGGCACAGCUCAAGUAGAUAGUACCGCCGCUAAAAAAGGGCCUCCGAGGCCGUGGAUUCGAGCCCCAAAUGAUGCCACCUUGCGAAAUACUCCCUGUCCCAUUUGCCAAGAAAAAUUCGAGUCGACAUGGUCCGAGGACGUUCAAGACUGGAUAUGGCAAGACGCAGUCAAGGUUGGAAACCGCGUGUAUCACGCCAGCUGUUAUGAGGAAGUAACCAAAGACGGACCCACGCCAUUGCGCCGGGGGACCCCUUCAGGACGCACCGGAACUCCAGAUUCGGUGCUGGGUAAGCGCAAAGUUGAGACGGACUCUCCAGGUCAGAAUGUUCGCGUCAAGGUUGAGCAGAUGUGA
Messenger RNA from Aspergillus tanneri, 1950 nucleotides. RefSeq names its product putative mRNA cleavage factor complex component Pcf11. NCBI's taxonomy places the organism in Eukaryota, Fungi, Ascomycota, Eurotiomycetes, Eurotiales, Aspergillaceae. Gene Ontology annotation, cellular component: cytoplasm; mRNA cleavage factor complex. The record is from RefSeq and is a predicted model, not a curated record. The transcript has 5 exons. Bases 1 to 1950 code for a protein of 649 amino acids. Gene Ontology annotation, biological process: termination of RNA polymerase II transcription. Gene Ontology annotation, molecular function: mRNA binding; RNA polymerase II complex binding.